AUGACGGAACUGAGGAAGACAUCGAUCUCCACGACACCAGGAACUGAGGAGACAUCGAUCCCCACAACACCAGGAACUGUGGAGACAUCGAUCUCCACGACACCAGGAACUGAUGAGACAUCAAUCCCCACAACACCAGGAACUGUGGAGACAUCAAUCCCCACAAUACCAGGAAUUGAGGGGACAUUUAUCCCAACAACACCAGGAACUGUGGAGACAUCAAUCCAAACAACACCAGGAACUGAGGUGACACCAAUCCCAACAACACCAGGAACUGUGGAGACAUCAAUCCCCACAACAUCAGGAACUGUAGAGACAUCAAUCCCCACAACACCAGGAACUAAGGGGACAUUAAUUCCCACAACACCGGGAACUGAGGGGACAUCUAUCUCCUCAACACCAGGAGUUAAGGGGACAUCAAUCUCCACAGGAACUGGGGGUACAUCAAUACCAACAACACCAGGAACUGUGGAGACAUCAAUUCCCACUACAUCAGGAACUGAGGAGAUAUCAAACCCUACAACACCAGGAUCUGAGAAGAAACUAAUCCCCACAACGCCAGGAACUGAGCUGACAUCAAUCCCCACAACACCAGGAUCUGUAGAGACAUCAAUCCCCACAACACCAGGAACUAAGGGGACAUUAAUCCCUACAACACCAGGAACUGUGGAGACAUCAAUCCCCACAACACCAGGAACUAAGGGGACAUCAAUACCCACAACACCAGGAACUGUGGGGACAUUAAUCCCCACAACAUCAGGAACUCUGGAGACAUCAAUCCCCACAUAA
This is a messenger RNA of Mizuhopecten yessoensis (Yesso scallop), 789 nucleotides long. Its product is annotated as cell wall adhesin EAP1-like. The record is from RefSeq and is a predicted model, not a curated record. Lineage: Eukaryota; Metazoa; Mollusca; Bivalvia; Pectinida; Pectinidae. The coding region runs from base 1 to 789 and encodes 262 amino acids. The transcript is spliced from 2 exons.